Molecule: messenger RNA, 936 nt
Organism: Arvicola amphibius (Eurasian water vole)
Lineage: Eukaryota; Metazoa; Chordata; Mammalia; Rodentia; Cricetidae
Product: olfactory receptor 2J3-like
Exons: 1
Coding region: 1-936 (311 amino acids)
Biological process (GO): G protein-coupled receptor signaling pathway
Cellular component (GO): membrane
Molecular function (GO): G protein-coupled receptor activity; olfactory receptor activity
Source: RefSeq, a predicted model, not a curated record
AUGGUGGAAAAUUUCAAUGAAAGCUGGGAAGGAUUUAUUCUUCUGGGUUUCUCUAAAUGGCCUCAUCUGGAAGUUGUUCUCUUUGUGGUGAUCUUGAUAUUCUACUUGAUGACACUGACAGGCAAUCUCUUCAUCAUCAUCCUGUCAUACCUAGAUUCCCACCUGCACACCCCUAUGUACUUCUUCCUCUCAAAUCUCUCUGCUGUGGAUCUCUGCUAUACCACGAGUUCUGUUCCUCAGCUGCUGUCCAACCUCUGGGGCCCAGAGAAGACAAUAUCUCAUGUUGGGUGCAUGCUACAACUCUAUUUUGUCCUUGCUCUGGGUACCACAGAGUGUGUUCUUUUGGUGGUGAUGUCCUUUGACCGCUAUGCAGCUGUGUGCAAACCCUUGCAUUAUUCUGUCCUCAUGAAUCCUCGUUUCUGUCACCUGCUCGCUGCAGCAUCGUGGGUAAGUGGCUUUACCACCUCGGCACUUCAUUCCUCCUUUACUUUCUGGGUACCUCUGUGUGGACAUCGCAAAGUGGACCACUUCUUCUGCGAAGUCCCAGCACUGUUGAGGUUAUCCUGUGUUGAUAUCCAUGCAAAUGAGCUGACCCUCAUGGUCAUGAGUGCCAUUUUUGUUGUUAUACCACUUAUUCUCAUCCUGAGCUCCUAUAGUGCCAUCAUAUGCACUGUUCUAAGAAUGCAGUCCACUGCUCGACUUCAGAAAGUUUUUGGGACCUGUGGAGCACAUCUUACUGUUGUGUCUCUCUUUUUCAUUCCAAUCAUGUGCAUUUAUCUUCAGCCUCCAACAGAAAAUUCUCAAGAUCAAGCCAAGUUCAUUGCCCUCUUCUAUACUGUUGUCACCCCUGGCCUGAACCCUCUCAUCUAUACCCUAAGAAACAAAGAUGUCAGAGGGGCAGUAAGGAGGCUGACUGGGUAUGAAAGGGAGCAGUGA